CGAGUAAUUCUGAUUCCGCGCGCGGGGGGAGGGCACUUCUGCGUCUUGCAACCCCGAGGAGGACCUGACCUCUUCGGCUUUGAGAUUCAGCCCCGCCCACGAUCAGAGACAAGGCCGGGGUCCACUUUUAGACGCCAGGCUCUGGACGGUCCGGCAGCGAUUAGGAAAAGCAGCGCCCUUCCCUCCCCGAGGGCUCCUGAGCGCGGCGACAGAGGCGCCCUCUCGCGAGGCGGACGCAGCCUGCAGGCCGUGCGCUCCCUCGCGCGCCGCCCUCCCUCGCCCGGCCCUGGCAAGGCGGCGUCGGGGUUGGCCGCUGGGCGCGGUUACGGGUGGGCAGGUCGAGGCGGCCGCCCGUGUCGCGGCAGCCUCCGCCGGGGAGAGAGAGGCGCGAGGAGGCGGGAGCGAGCGCCGCGGAGUCGCUGCAGCUGGCGGGCCAUGGGGAGCCCGAAGGACGAGCUGCUCAAGCCCAUCUGGCACGCUUUCACCGCCCUCGACUUGGACAGGAGCGGCAAAGUCUCCAAGUCGCAGCUCAAGGUCCUUUCUCACAACUUGUGUACAUUGCUGAAUGUCCCACAUGACCCAGUAGCCUUAGAAGAGCACUUUAGGGAUGAUGAUGAAGGCCCUGUUUCAAAUCAGGGUUAUAUGCCUUAUUUAAACAGAUUCAUCUUGGAAAAGGUUCAAGGAAACUUUGACAAAAUCGAAUUCAAUAAAAUGUGCUGGACGCUGUGUGCCAGAAAAAACCUUGCAAGAAAUACCUUGCUCCUUUCUGAUGAUGAUGCUUUUAAAGUGUGGGUCAUCUUCAAUUUCCUAUCUGAGGACAAAUAUCCACUAGUCAUUGUACCAGAAGAGAUUGAAUACUUGCUUAAGAAGCUGACAGAAGUCAUGGGAUUAGGCUGGCAUCAAGAACAGUUUGAACAUUACAAGAUCAGCCUCGAUACCAGCUGGGAAGGUCUUUCUGCUUGGGAAUUGAUUGAACUGAUUGGAAGUGGUCGAUUUAGCAAAGGGAUGGAUAGGCAAACGGUAUCUAUGGCAAUUCAUGAAGUCUUCAACGAACUUAUAUUAGAUGUAUUGAAACAGGGAUAUAUGUGGAAGAAGGGCCACAAAAGGAAAAACUGGACAGAACGUUGGUUUGUUUUAAAACCCAGUAUUAUAUCGUACUAUGUUAGUGAAGACCUAAAAGACAAAAGAGGAGAGAUUAUACUGGAUGGCAACUGUACUGUAGAGGCUUUGCCUGACAAAGAUGGAAAGAAAUGUCUCUUUCUUAUAAAAAGCUUAGAGAAAUGUUUUGAGAUUAGUGCCUCUGAUAAGAAGAAGAGGCAGGAAUGGAUUCAAGCUAUUCAGACAACCGUAAAUCUAUUGAGAUUAAGUAGCCCUCCACCUCACAAGGAAGCACGACAGAAACGUAAAGAGCUACGCCAGAAAUUGCAGGCUGAACAAGAAGAACUGGAAAGGCAGAUGAAAGAGCUCCAAGUGGCAAAUGAGAAUAAGCAGAAGGAACUGGAGACUGUUCGAAAGCAACUCGAGGAAGCUGCAGCUCGAGCUUCAGAAGAGGAGACCAAACGUCUGCAGACUCAAAUGGAAUUGCAAGAUCGAUUCAGUCUUGAGCUGGAGAGAGAGAAAAUGGUGAGACAGAAAAUGGAAGAACAGGUAGCCCAGAAGUCAUCUGAGCUAGAACAGUACUUGCAGAGAGUCCGGGAACUCGAGGAAAUGUAUAAGCAGCUACAGGAGGCCUUGGAGGAUGAAAAACAGGCACGCCAGGAUGAGGAGACUGUCAGGAGACUUCAGGCCAGACUACUGGAGGAAGAAUCUACAAAGAGACAAGAACUGGAGAAAUGGCAUUUGGAGCAGCAGCAGACCAUUGAGGUGACUGAAGCAGAGAAGCAGGAGUUGGAAAACCAGAGAAUGAUGAAGGAACAUGCUCUUCAAGUUGCCCUGCAACAGUUAGAACAACUGGAACUGGAUAGGAAGGAAGCACUGGAACAAUAUGAGGAGGUCAAAAAGAAGUUGGAAGUUGCAGCAAACAAGACCAAGAGUUGGAAAGAUAAAGUUGCUCACCACGAGGGACUAAUUCGAUUAAUUGAACCAGGUUCCAAGAAUCCUCACUUCAUCACAAACUGGGGACCAGCAGCCUUCACUGAAGCUGAACUUGAGCAGAGAGAGAAGAGUUGGAAGGGGAAAAAGGGCACUUCUGAGCAAUGAAUGGUGUGUGUGUGUGUGUGUGUGUGUGUGUGUGUGUGUGUGAAAUCUAAAAGGAAUAAUUUCAUACUAGCUUUGUUUCAAGGUUUCCAUGAACAAGUUGCACAGGACUACAAAAUAUUAAAUGACUGGUGCACAUUAAUGUCUAAUGCAUUUUCAUGCUUGCACAUACAGGGAACAUUAUUAUAGCAGAAUUGGCCGGAGGUCAAAAGUUGGUUUUCUGCACACAAAUUGUGUUUGAAAUGAAUUCUGUAGAUCAGUGGUUCUCAUACUUUUUCCUCUAUGGACUGCUUUAAAAUUGCUGAGGAUCUUUGUGGCUCACUCAAUUUUAUUUUACUUUUUGCACGUAGUGGGAAUUGUAAUGAACUGCAUUAGAUACUGAAUGACUUUUAAAUUACAUUUAAAUUGCUUCUUUUAAUUCUUAUACAUUGUAUUUUAUUGUAUUCCCUAGAAUUCAAAUUGUAAUGCAAUAGAAUAUGGUAUAAGCAUUAAAGGAAACAAUUAAAAACAAUUAAAAAUCAGUAUGAAUAUUGAAAGCAACAGGCAUGCCAGUGCCUGUUCAACCACAUAUCCACAGACCACCUGAAUGAAGCUUAUGGAACACCAGUGAUCCAUGGACCACCGUUUGGCAACCCCAGAUAUAGAUCAGGAAAGUGUGGGGGUUCUAAUUCCCACUUGAUUUUUUAGAAAUUGGCACUGGCUUAGGGGAAGGAGAAGUGAAACAAGGACCAAUUGAAAUACCUUUUCGGUUAACAAACUCUGAACUGGUUUGAGGCUGUAACAUAUUAUGUAAACUUUUCAUCUCUGCUUGCUACAGUCCAGAAUCUCCUGGAGAAGCACAGUAGCUUUAGCUGCUAAAACUGUGUUGAAAUUCCCCAGAAUUCCUUUCUCUGUAGAUAUUGGGUGCUAUCUCAGGAAAACAAUUUUGAGGGAGUAGCAUCUUAACAAGCCUGAAGUGUAUAAGGAGAAAGUGGGGGAGUAGCAGUACUUUAAGCAGCUCCUGGGCUUUGUUUGGUUUCUCAUCUUUUAGCAAUAGCUAUCUGCAAAUUUUGGACAACUGUUUGCAAUUUUUAGGAAUAUAUGUUUUGUCUUUCUUGGGAGAAACCUUUUGUCAGAAUUCUGGCAAUCCUUUUCUAUUUCUAGGAAGUCUCCUUAGGAAUUCUGAGCCCAAUACUGGUAAACUUAACAUACAUUUAAAUAUUUUUUGUAUUAUAAAUUCUUAUAUGCAGUAUUCCUGCUACCUGUCUACCUUUGGCAAACUGAAAAAUUAUAAUGACAGAAAUAUUGAUGUGCUGGGGAGAUUUUCCCCUCCCCUUGGGUGUGUGCUAAACUUUUCAGAUCAAGCAUUGUGCUUCAAACACAUAUCACUUAAGAAAAAUCAGUAUUGAAUCUCCCUCUCUUUCUCUCCCUCUCUCUCUCUCUCCCUCCCCCCCCCUCUCACACACACUAUAGUAUACUAUAUAGUAUACUAUAAUAUUCACUGUAGACUUGCAUUGCUCAAAUGUUUGAUACCUGAGAAGCAGUCUUUCUUUCUGGGUUAAAAUUGAAGGCAUGCUUUGUUCUUCACUCAGAUAUAUAUCUCCAUUCAGCUUUCAAAAUAAUGGACAGUAUAAUCUGUGCAAAUGCAGGAUAAUAGUGUCAAUCCUAACUGCCAAGUGUUCAACCCUCCCUUUUACCCAGUGAGUAAGGUGUAGGGGUUGCACUGUGCUUUCUUGGGUAGUGCUAAUGUUGCUAGGAUUCCUCCUCCUACUGUCCUGUAGGCUUUAAGGAAUCUUGGAGCGUUGCUUGGGAUGCUGCUGCAGCUCAUAUAUUUGUGAGAAAAGGGAAUCAAUGUUGCAUUGGGUGGCAGAUGUUUUUGUCAUAGCAGCUUAGUUUUUUAGGACACGUUUUGUCAGUCCUUCUCAUGGUGUACAGCUUGGGAAUUACUGCUGACAUUAGGCCUUUCUUUGACUGAAACAAUUUGUGCAACUUACUAUGAAAGUCUAUGGGUGCAAGCCUGUGCAUACUUACCUGGGAGUAAGUCCCACUGAACCUACUGGGUCUUAUUUCCUGAAUAAACAUGCAGAGGAUUGCAUUGUUUGCUAACCAACUACUUCCUGAAUCACAGACACCUGCUCAUGUAAAUUGUUGACUAACUGUCCUUGCUUACCAAACUUGUACAGUUUUUCUGUACAGCCUGAAUAUUGGUGCAGCUAAUACUUGGUAAAUUAUUUUGACAUAAAUGUAAAAUUUAAUAUUUUAUACUUAAGUGUUUGAAUAUAUAAUAGUAUGUAUUAUUCAAUUAUUUGUGCCUUCAUACCACAGGAACAAAAAGUGAUAACCUUGAAGUAGGGUCGGUUCUCUGGAGCUCAUGCCAGGCACAGAGACAGAACUAUGCAGCUCUUUCCAUUCAUUUGACUGGGAUAUACAUGAGUGUUUCAUGCAAGUUGUCUUGAAGUUCAUGGAUUCUAUCCAGUAAUAAUGCCGGUUGAAGUGUGAUCCCCACACCCAGUGAUUUUGGACUUUUACCAAGUAAGACAGAAGAGCAUCAGCUAUAUUGGGCUAUUUGUGUAAUUAGCUCCAUGGUUAUUUGUUUUGUUUUGUUAACUGAUUUUUUUAAUAAAAAAAAUCAACAAAUGGUUAUGCACAUGAAUAUUAAUGAAAUCCAGUUUCUCAGACUUUUAGUUGCUGUACAAUAAGCAUUCUUUUUAUGCUGAUGAUGCAUUCACAUUGAAUUACCAAUACUAGCGCUAAAAUCUGAGAAACAAGUUGGGAUUGUUUUUAUGAUGUCCAAUUUAAUGUGUAGUGUUAAGUUGUAUUAGGUAAUCUAACCGUUAAUAUUUUUCCUUAGUGCAGUAGUAUAUUGUAGCAGUUUCAGGAAGCACCAGUAAUUCUUGUUUUCACAUGUUCUGUUCAUUUUUACUAGAGCAUCUAUUAAAACGAAUUAAGUGUAA
Molecule: messenger RNA, 5129 nt
Organism: Podarcis muralis (Common wall lizard)
Lineage: Eukaryota; Metazoa; Chordata; Lepidosauria; Squamata; Lacertidae
Gene: SWAP70
Product: switching B cell complex subunit SWAP70
Cellular component (GO): nucleus; cytoplasm
Source: RefSeq, a predicted model, not a curated record